Ceraceosorus guamensis is the source of this 1786-nucleotide messenger RNA. RefSeq lists its product as hypothetical. The transcript has 6 exons. The coding region runs from base 163 to 1671 and encodes 502 amino acids. The record is from RefSeq and is a predicted model, not a curated record. NCBI's taxonomy places the organism in Eukaryota, Fungi, Basidiomycota, Exobasidiomycetes, Ceraceosorales, Ceraceosoraceae.
GCAAUCCUCACAAGCUUCGCCUCUCUUCCAUUUCCAUUCCCAUCCUUGAUAGCAGCUCUGCUCUGCGAGUCCACGCCACGCCUUCAGUCUUCAGCGUGCUACUCCGCACAGCUUUCCAUCGUCUGUCUGCGCGCUCUCGGUCACGCUCAGCUGUCUGUCACAAUGUCCAAGCUGGGCAUCUCUUCAGGCUCUGCCUCAAACGUCUCCUCCACCAGCCAACUAGCUCGCACACCCUCCCCUUCCGCCGAGCGGCUCACCGCAGGCAGUCAAUUCGUUUCCGCUGGCGCCCCCGUCAGCUCAGCCAGCGUUUUUUCCAAUGCACAGGGCGCAAGCUCAGGGCCCAACUCGGGAGCCAGCGUUCUGCUUGAAACGCUGGGAAGAAGACUAAGCAGCUUUGCUUAUCUCAAGAGGACGCUCGUCGGAAAGAAUGUCUGGCUUGGUACCACUCGAUUAUCAAAGAGGGAUCUCGAUGGCAUAUACGACCCCGAAAAGAUGAAGAAGAGAUCGCACCGAGCUCUGCUCGUAGGGCUAUCCCUUGCUCCACUUCUCGAGGUUCCCACACUCACCGAAUUCGUUCGCAGCGUGCUGGCCGUCAUUUCAGAAAUCGACUCGACCCCAGAUCCUUCAGCACUCAUGAGCAACACCCCGUACGGCUUUUCAAGCACCCCUUAUUCCGGUGCAGGUGCUAGCAAGGGGACUGGUAGCGUGCGCAACUUUUUCAGUAGAGGGACAGUUCGCAAACCUCGGGGCACCACGUUUGACCUGGACAAGGACGGCAGCUCCACUCACUCCGGCUUCUCCUCAGCUUCGGGCGCUACCGGACCAAUCCCGGGGAGCGCUGCCAGUCUAGAUCACAUCAGUGAUUCUAACACUACUGCCUAUGCUGACAGUAGCAGUUCCUUCCACGCCCAAAGUGGCGCAGUUGGGGAUGCGAGCGUAAUUGGAAUGCAUCUCCCCUUUGCGCUAGACUACUACGAAACCUUCAUCACGCUCCUAGACGUCUUGACAGAAGUGUAUAGCAAGGUGCUCUCCUUUGUUGCUAGCAGCAGCGCGGCGGUUUCCACCUCUGGUUUGCCGAACCAGAGCGGAGGAUACUUUUCGGAAAUGAGUGGAGGCACACCACACGGCCUGUCCCCUGUCACACCCUUCCAUUCGAGUGGACAAGGCCCGACAGAUAUCUCUGCGAUGCAGGUGGAACUCGCACUCAAAAUGGACGCCAAGCUCAAGAAACACAUCGCCCAAGUCUCCAAGGAGAUUGACAGCGUGGCUCGACACGUAGCCAAGACAGAGUUGGACAGUCUGGAAGGCCUGAUGAAGGAAGCACUACUAUCUCCCUCCUUGACCAGUCCCUCGAGUCCCUAUGGAGCAUCAACAACUCCUACGGGGCCAGGCGUCGCGGCUCUGGGCCAGACGCUCCAUCCUAGCGGGGGCGGGCUCGGGGGCAGAGCGAACGAGCUGAGCGUACCUCUCGCCAAGAAUCAAGGCUUGGACUUUCAUCAGCUGCAACAUCACGCGCCGCAGAAUAGCGACGCGCCAGGCCAGGAUGCGACGAGCUCAGGCAUUGGCGCCGCCGCUCAUAACAUUUCCGCACCAGCUCUGCAAACCCAGUAUCAUCCGCGCGAGAUGCGCCAAGCUCCUCAAACGUCAGGCCCUGCUCGUACUGAACAUUGAAUGUCCAGCUGCUGGCCGAGUCUUGCACCUCCGUGUCUGUUGCCAUGGCACCUGUACCUGUACGCAAUGCCCACGCUUGACAUCCUGUAAUUUGUAUUUUGCAUUCGCAUCACAA